Messenger RNA from Andrographis paniculata, 2264 nucleotides. Its product is annotated as beta-1,3-galactosyltransferase 7-like. The coding region runs from base 411 to 1601 and encodes 396 amino acids. Gene Ontology annotation, cellular component: Golgi membrane. The record is from RefSeq and is a predicted model, not a curated record. The transcript has 11 exons. Lineage: Eukaryota; Viridiplantae; Streptophyta; Magnoliopsida; Lamiales; Acanthaceae. Gene Ontology annotation, molecular function: beta-1,3-galactosyltransferase activity.
AGCUGCAUCCACUCUUUACAUUACAUUUCAUGCUUAAUGGUGGUGGUGUGGUAUAUUUAGUCUUAAAUGAACGAACGAAUGAUUUAAGAAAGAGGAGCAGCGUUCAGGACAGCACAGUACAGGACAGGACAGCAGUCGCACGCAUCUUAUGUCAUCUAUUCAAACACAUUUCCAUCCCCAUCCUUCCUCGUCUUCUUCUUCUUCUUCUCCUCCUCCUCCUCCAACCCCCACCCCCAUCUGCCCAACCCCCCCAACCCAGCCGCCGCUUCCUCCUCUUCUCCACAGUUCCACCAACAUUUCCCCACGCCGCCUAGCUCAAGAACACCCACCACCGUUUUUUAGUUUCAGACUAGUCUUUAUCCUUUCCCCAAACCCUCCCUCCUGUUUUGCAAAAAAGUAGAAGAACAAUCAUGAAAAGUAAAAGCGGUGGAAAGGUUUCAGCUAAAUGGAUUCCAAUUUUCUCGGUUUGUUUCUUCUUCAUUGGCAUGAUUUUUACCAAUAAGUAUCUAUCAUGGGGCAACUUGGAAUCCAACAAUCAGCUCAUAACUCAGCAAAGGCGAGACCAAGAGUUGCAGAUCGUCUCCGAGGAUUGCAAUACCAAGAAAAAGACUGGCGAUGAGGAAAAGGAUGUAAUGAAUGAGGUGUACAAAACUCAUGAGGCGAUUCAGUCACUGGACAAAUCAAUUUCAAUGCUCCAGAUGGAGUUGUCUGCAGCUAGGAAUGUUCAGGAGAAAUUGAAUCCUAAUGAUUCUUCCGCCACUUCUCAUGAGGGUCCGCCAAGGAAAAAGGCGUUUAUGGUAAUUGGGAUAAAUACAGCUUUCAGCAGUAGGAAGAGGCGCGACUCUGUCCGAGAGACUUGGAUGCCCCAGGGUGAGCAGCUUAGAAAAUUGGAGCGAGAGAAGGGAAUUGUUGUGAGGUUUAUGAUUGGUCAUAGUGCAACAUCUAACAGCAUAUUAGAUAGAGCUCUCGACUCCGAGGAGGCUCAACACCAGGACUUUCUCAGGCUGGAGCAUGUUGAAGGAUAUCAUGAAUUGUCUGCAAAAACAAAGAUAUUCUUUGCGACUGCUGUUGCAAAGUGGGAUGCUGAUUUUUAUGUCAAGGUUGAUGAUGAUGUUCAUGUUAAUUUGGGGACCUUAGCGGCAACACUUGCCCGUCAUCGAUCAAAACCCAGAAUUUACAUAGGUUGUAUGAAGUCUGGACCAGUUCUUUCUCAAAAGAAUGUCAAGUACCAUGAGCCAGAGUACUGGAAAUUCGGAGAAGAUGGAAAUAAGUAUUUCCGCCAUGCGACUGGGCAGAUUUAUGCAAUUUCAAAGGAUUUAGCCACCUACAUAUCAAUUAACCAGCCGAUACUGCACAAGUAUGCCAAUGAAGACGUGUCGCUUGGUUCUUGGUUUAUUGGUCUUGAAGUUGAGCACAUUGAUGAGCGCAAUAUGUGCUGUGGUACACCACCAGAUUGUGAGUGGAAGGCACAGGCGGGCAAUGUGUGCAUCGCCUCCUUCGACUGGAGCUGCAGCGGCAUAUGCAGAUCGGUGGAGAAGUUGAAAUUCGUACAUGAGCAGUGUGGUGAAGGAGAGGACGCCCUUUGGAAUGCCUUGCUGUAGGAGGAGGGGGAGGAUAAACAACAGAACCACACAAGCAGAUGCUAUAAUAUACUCUACUAGUAUAUAUAUACUUAUACGUAUGUAUGUAUGUCAGAAACCAAACCAAUCCAAUCCGAUCCAAAUAUGCAGGGCAUUGCAAAUUUGCUGCAUGUUCAUGUUGAAUCAAUCUCCCCUUGUUUCAUUACAGACGCACGUACGCUAGCUCACUGACUGACUGACUGACCGGUAGAAUGAAUACUAGUGGCAGAUCAGAUCAGAUCAGUUUGGAGUGAGAGAGAAGAGCAGCCAAGUAAGUAGUAGCGGAUGAAUGGAUGAUAGAGGGGGGGCGAGGGAGGGGGAGAGACGCCACACCCUCGCCCACGCCCAUUCAGCCCGGAGCAGGCAGGAUUUCUUGGUCUGUAUAACUGCGAGCGACACUCCUAUGAUUGUCAUUAUUAUUUUGUGUAGAUAGAUAUGCAAGCAAGCAGUGGCCUAAAUUCUUUUCGGCAGAAGCACUAGUACUACACUAUACUAUUACUAUUACUAUACCCCUUUUGAGUAAGUUUUGGCCGAAUAUUCUACUUGUAUUACUACUUACUGUGCCUUACCAUUCAAUACACAUUUAGAUUUUCUCUUCCUUACUUAUUAACCAAACAAUACAAUACAAUACAUGAUGGUUGGAUU